Plenodomus lingam JN3 is the source of this 702-nucleotide messenger RNA. Lineage: Eukaryota; Fungi; Ascomycota; Dothideomycetes; Pleosporales; Leptosphaeriaceae. The record is from RefSeq and is a predicted model, not a curated record.
AUGCCCGUCCUCGCCACCAGCACCCGUGCAAUCGCACGCUCAUGGACUGCGCACCAAUUGCCUGUUGCGCGGGCCGGCUGCACCGCCAUCCAGACCCGCGCCGCCUCGGCUUCGAGCUUCGACAGCCCCUUCAAGAGCCAGAGCCCGGAUUCGACAAAGAUUCCCUCGUUCGCCGCGUACAGGAAUAAGGGGGGCGAGACAGGGCCCAAGGUGUUCCAGUACUUCAUGGUGGGCACCAUGGGUGCGCUGGCUUCGCUUGGUGCAAAGGCGACUGUGCAAGAUUUCCUCGUCAACAUGUCUGCUUCCGCCGAUGUUUUGGCCCAAGCCAAGGUCGAAAUCGACCUCGCUGCCAUUCCCGAGGGCAAGAACGUCAUCAUCAAAUGGCGAGGCAAGCCCGUCUUCAUCCGCCACCGCACCGAAAGCGAAAUCAAAGAGGCAGAGGACACCAAGUGGCAGUCGCUGCGUGAUCCCCAGCCCGACUCCGACCGUGUCAAGUCUCCCGAGUGGCUGAUCAUGUUGGGCGUCUGCACCCACCUGGGUUGUGUCCCCAUUGGCGAAGCCGGCGACUUCGGCGGCUGGUUCUGCCCCUGCCACGGAUCCCACUACGACAUCUCCGGCCGCAUAAGAAAGGGGCCUGCGCCGCUCAACCUGGAAAUUCCCUCGUACGAUUUCCCCGAGGAGGGCAAGGUCGUCAUCGGUUAA